Molecule: messenger RNA, 1740 nt
Organism: Anopheles nili
Lineage: Eukaryota; Metazoa; Arthropoda; Insecta; Diptera; Culicidae
Product: probable cytochrome P450 304a1
Exons: 4
Coding region: 1-1551 (516 amino acids)
Molecular function (GO): oxidoreductase activity, acting on paired donors, with incorporation or reduction of molecular oxygen; iron ion binding; heme binding
Source: RefSeq, a predicted model, not a curated record
AUGUUAUCGGUGACGGACCUGUUGUUCUUCGCGUUCGUAACGCUGAUCACUUCCUACGCGAUAAGAUAUAUCAUCUAUCGUCCGCGUCAGUUCCCGCCAGGACUGCCCCGGCUACCGUUGCUGGGCAGCUACCCGUUUCUGCUGGCCAUCAACUACAAUCAUCUGCACCGUGCCGCAGCAACGCUGAGCCGCGUGUUGGGCUGCAAGUUGAUCGGUAUAUUCCUUGGCGAAACACCGGCAGUCAUCGUGAACGAUCAUACCAUUGUGCGACAAGUGUUGCAGCGCUCCGAGUUCGAUGGCCGACCGGAUCUAUUCCUGGCACGGCUGCGCGACGAACGUUACGCGCGCCGAGGACUAUUCUUCACCGACGGUGACAGUUGGCGUGAGCAGCGCAAGUUUUUCCUCAAGGCCCUGCACGAGUAUGGAUUCGGGACGCGAAGUGACACCGUAGAACAAGACGUGCAGGAUGGGCUAGGCGAUCUGGUUGCAUUGCUCAAGGAUGGACCCAAGCACGAUCACGAGCGGGCUGUCGUCGAUGGAACGGACGGGUACGCGCUCUGUCCGCAGGUGUUUUUCGCGCUUUUCUCCAACGUAAUGCUGCGCAUGCUGACCGGCUCCCGGCUGGAACGGGAAGAUCAAGCGGUUCUGUUUGAGGUUGGUGCGUGUUCGCUUGCCUUCCAUCGACAGGGCGACGAUUACGGGCUGGCACUCAGCUACAUCCCAUGGAUCCGCCACGUGCUUCCGGGUUUCUCCCGAUACCGCGUGCUGCGAGAAGUGAACCGUAAGGCGAACGGUGUGAUCCAAUCACUUGUGGAAAAGUGUGAGCAAACGUACAGUGAAGAUGAUAUCCGGUGCUUCAUUGAUGCGUACAUCCGAGAGCUGCGUCGGACGGGCAACAAACCCACCAGUGGAAGUGACACCUUUGGAUUUGAGUAUGAUCAGCUCAUUAUCGGGUGCGCCGAUUUUCUCGUGCCAGCAUUCUCAGCCAUUCCGGCUAAGCUCGGACUGAUCCUACAGCGCCUGGUCACACAUCCGGACGUGGUGGAAAAGAUGCAAGCCGAAAUCGAACAGCACGUUGGUCAAUCACGAAUGCCGUCGUUGGGCGAUCGAGGACAACUGAACUACUGCGAAGCCGUUGUACGAGAAGGCCUACGCAUCGAUACACUUGUACCUUCGGGUAUUCCGCACGUGGCCACCGUUGACACGGAACUCGCUGGCUAUCGAAUCCCGAAGGGUACGCUGAUCAUCAAUGGGCUGGACUAUAUCAACCAUCAACAGGACGUUUUUCCCGAACCGGAAACAUUCCGUCCAGAACGGUUCCUAGAUGCCGACGGAAAACUGUCGCUGGAGCUAGAUCGAUCCGUCCCAUUCGGAGCAGGAAAGCGUGUCUGUGCGGGAGAAUCCUUCGCCCGUAACGCGCUUUUCCUCACGAUCACGACCCUGGUGCAGCAGUUCACGUUCACCACGGAACACACACCUGAUCCAAAACAACACCUGACCGGUGUUAUUCGUACCACGCCUGAUUAUAGGAUUAAAUUUUCAGCGCGUUGAGAUGCAUCUUUCCGAUACUCACACCAAGCGUAUUUAUUUUCUUUUCCUAACCGUAUUUAUCGACUCGAUGAACUUAACGUUUUACGAUCAAGUUACUGAAGAGUAUGAAUAUUUAUGAAUGAAUAUGUAUUUUGCUUGAAUAUGAAUGAAUUUCCAUUAACUUAUAUUUAAACAAAAUUUCCAUAUGCA